Cryptococcus amylolentus CBS 6039 is the source of this 801-nucleotide messenger RNA. RefSeq lists its product as hypothetical. Gene Ontology annotation, cellular component: cytoplasm. Gene Ontology annotation, molecular function: aldehyde-lyase activity. Lineage: Eukaryota; Fungi; Basidiomycota; Tremellomycetes; Tremellales; Cryptococcaceae. The transcript has 4 exons. The record is from RefSeq and is a predicted model, not a curated record. Bases 1 to 801 code for a protein of 266 amino acids.
AUGUCGUGCCCGACCGCCUUAACUACCACUAUUGACAAUCCUCGACUCCGUCUACUAAAUGAGCUCAAGAAAGGAGACAAACCCCUGAUGACGUUUGUGGGCCUUCCUUCGGUCCGUACAGCUCAGCUUGUCGCCCUGAGCGGAGUUGAUGGUAUCAUUCUCGACUGCGAGCAUGGUCACAUCAGCGACGACUCCAUGCACAACUCGGUCUCGGCAAUUGCGGCGCUUGGUGUAUCUCCCAUCGUUCGCAUUCGCGGACCCCUGCCUGACCUCAUCAAGCGAGCUUUGGAUACCGGUGCUCACGGCAUCAUGUUUCCCCAGAUCAACUCGGCAGAGGAGGCUCAAGCUGUCGUAAACGCCUCCAAGUUUCCUCCCUAUGGUAUCCGUGGCCAAGGAUCAGCCUUCCCCGCCAUCGCUCACGGCUUGACUACCGCCCAGUACAUGCAAUCGGCAAACGAAACACUUCUCACCUGUAUUCAGAUUGAGACUGUUGCGGGCUUGGAGAACGUCGAGGCCAUCUGUGCUGUUCCCGGCGUUGACAUGAUUUUCAUUGGCCCUAAUGACCUCGCUCAGUCGGUUCUUGGCUACGUGCCCGCCAAAGGAGACGAGCCCGAGUUCGUAGCAGCUCUUAACAAGAUCGUAGCUGCUGCCAAAAAGCACGGGAAGUGGGUGAGCCGUCUGUCCAACAGCGGUGCAUUGGCGAAGGAACAUUUGGAGACUUACGACACCGUGGCGCUGGGUGCUGACAUCAAGGCGAUCAUGAUGUGGUACGCGAGCGAGUUGGAGGCUGCGAGAUCCUAA